CUCGUACGUGGACUCUCGAGACAUAUCAGAAGUUAAGGUGAUCAUUCGUGACCUUCAAUCAGAGGACGAGUAACUGCGAGACAAUCAUGCCUAGCCAAAGAUCUCAGGAAGAACUCGAAGCUUAUAUAGAUGAGACUUUGCGCGCGCACCCUGAAUUCCAGGAAGGCGAAGAAGGGGAACAGCUCCGGAGAAUACUCAUGUUCUCUAUUGGUAUGCCGGAAGUACGAGAAAUGAUUGAGGGUGCCCUCGAUGAGUUGGUCGUAGCAAAGCACAUAGAGAGGCUUGACCAGCAGAGUCUGAAAUACUGUGAUGUGGACAGCCCCGAGCAUCGCGCCCUGGAAUCAGCCCUCUACGACGUUCUGCAAAAGGCGGGAGACGUUCUCCCGGAUCUGGUGCUGAAUCGCGGGGAAGUUCGUGUGGAGCCAAAUCCCAAGCCCAGCGUCAUUUCCAAGAUAUUUGGAAAAGAUUUUCUCCCUGCAGAUCACUAUGUCGGCACUUACCUCGGGAAAGAGAAGGUCGUAGUAAAGGCUAUUCUGCAUGCAGGAGCGAGGGAUGCGGUAUGGGCGGAUCGGCUGAAGAAAGAAGGAGAAGCUUGGAACAGAGCGUGGAGAAAAAACAAGAGUUAUAUAGUUCCAAUAUACGGCUUCAUUGCGCAGAAGAAAGUGAUGCCCUGGAUCUCGGCCGUAUAUCCAAAGUACGACAACGGGACAGUCGUUCAAUAUCUGGACAAUAAUCCUUCUACUGACCACAUGCGUAUAAUUCGACGAAUCGCGGAGGGUAUGAACGCGUUGCACAAUAUGUGUAUAAUCCACGGGGACCUAAGAGGAGCUAAUAUCGUGAUCGAUAAGCACGGAAAUCCCCUCAUUGGAAACUUUGACCUCGAUCAUAUCAGUAAUUCUCGUCUGUAUGCUUACAUUUCGCAAGAGGAGUCCGGUCGUUGGCGGGCCCCGGAGAUGCUGGAAGGCCGGAUACCACUGGCUUCUGCGGAUGUAUAUAUGUUUGCCAUGACCGCCCUUGAGGUACUCACGCACAAGGAGCCAUAUUACUACAUCGAGCGCACAAGCACCGUCUUGGAAAAGAUACGCAAAGGGGUGUGGCCUGAGGAGCCAAAAGACGCCCAGGUGAUUCAAAGAGGUCUUCAUGUGGGGCUGUGGCUGGUGCUGUCGACAUGCUGGAUGCCAGACCCUGGCCUCAGACCGGAAAUGAAGGAGGUGAUCCAUCUGCUGGAGAGAUACUAUCCAGGCCGACGCUAACUCAUAUCCAGUCGUGUAGUCUAUUAUUCCCUAUAUUAGUCAAACAUCCGCCAUAUAUACCACUGAUUAAUAUGCUCUUGAUAUGAUAGUUUUCCAC
Gloeophyllum trabeum ATCC 11539 is the source of this 1350-nucleotide messenger RNA. RefSeq names its product kinase-like protein. Gene Ontology annotation, molecular function: ATP binding; protein kinase activity. The transcript is spliced from 10 exons. Gene Ontology annotation, biological process: protein phosphorylation. NCBI's taxonomy places the organism in Eukaryota, Fungi, Basidiomycota, Agaricomycetes, Gloeophyllales, Gloeophyllaceae. The coding region runs from base 87 to 1253 and encodes 388 amino acids. The record is from RefSeq and is a predicted model, not a curated record.